Messenger RNA from Aspergillus nidulans FGSC A4, 168 nucleotides. RefSeq lists its product as uncharacterized. NCBI's taxonomy places the organism in Eukaryota, Fungi, Ascomycota, Eurotiomycetes, Eurotiales, Aspergillaceae. The transcript is spliced from 2 exons. The record is from RefSeq and is a predicted model, not a curated record. The coding region runs from base 1 to 168 and encodes 55 amino acids.
AUGAGGUUCUCCACUAUUAUAGCAGUGUCUGUCUUGCUGCUGUCUGGAGCAUAUGCACAGGACCGAGAGUACUCUUGCUGGGGUCACUGGGACUGGCGUCAUAGACCUGAUUGCGAUCGUUGGCAUGGCAAUAACUGGUUCUUCAAGAUUCCUACUAACAUGGUGUAA